Messenger RNA from Cryptococcus wingfieldii CBS 7118, 3078 nucleotides. RefSeq names its product AP-2 complex subunit alpha. The transcript has 10 exons. The coding region runs from base 1 to 3078 and encodes 1025 amino acids. Gene Ontology annotation, cellular component: AP-2 adaptor complex; membrane coat. Gene Ontology annotation, molecular function: clathrin-cargo adaptor activity. Gene Ontology annotation, biological process: clathrin-dependent endocytosis; intracellular protein transport. The record is from RefSeq and is a predicted model, not a curated record. Lineage: Eukaryota; Fungi; Basidiomycota; Tremellomycetes; Tremellales; Cryptococcaceae.
AUGGCCACGUCCAUGAGAGGCUUGACACAGUACAUCUCGGACCUUCGAGCAUGUCGUGUCAGAGAGCUCGAGGAGAAACGUAUAAACAGAGAGAUGGCCCACAUCCGCCAAAAGUUCAAAGACGGCAAUCUUGAUGGAUACCAGAAGAAAAAGUACCUCGCCAAGGUGGUCUUUACGUAUAUCCUGGGGUACAAGGUCGAUGUUGGGCAUAUGGAGGCGAUCAACCUGAUCAGUUCGCAGAAAUAUAGCGAAAAGCAGAUUGGGUACCUCGCCUUGACGCUGUUGAUGCACGAAGGCUCCGACCUCGCACGACUAGUCAUCAACUCUCUCCGCAAAGACCUCGAAGACCAUAACGAAGUGUACAACUGCCUCGCGCUGCAUGCGAUCGCAACACUCGGAGGGAAGGAGAUGGCCGAGACGUUGGCGGAGAAUGUGUAUCGGUCCAUGAUCAGCGCGACUUCGAGCACUUUUGUAAAGAAGAAGGCUGCGUUGACACUAUUGAGGCUGUAUCGCAAACACCCGAGCGUGAUGCCUACGACCGAGUGGGCAGAGCGUAUCGUGUCGAUGCUCGGGGACAGAGAUCCUGGUGUGGUCCUGACGGUGACUGCUUUGGUGACUGCUAUGGCCCAAUCAGAGUUGGAGGCGUUCAGCGGGUGUUAUCAGAAGUCUGUGGAUAUGUUGGACAAGAUCGUCUUUGAAUCACAUUACCCGCCAGAGUACAUCUACUACAAGGUCCCCAACCCUUGGCUUCAAGUCAAGCUCCUCCGCCUUCUCCAAUACUACCCACCCUCCGACAACCCUCAAGUCACAGAUAUCGUCAAUGGCAUAAUCCAAGCAAUCAUCGACUCUUCACAAGAGACUCCCCGAAACGUCCAACACAACAAUGCGCAAAACGCCGUCCUCUUCGAAGCCAUCAACCUCGCCAUUCACAUAGAACCCUCCUCCCAAGUCGUCCACAACGCCUCCAUCCUCCUCGGCCGAUUCAUCCUCGCCAAAGAAACCAACGUCCGCUACCUCGGCCUCGACGCCAUGGCCCACUUGGCAGCUACGUCCAACUCUCUAGAAGCUGUCAAGAAACAUCAGAAUGUGAUCAUCCAGGGAUUGAAGGAUAGGGAUAUCUCGGUGAGGAGGAGGGCGCUGGAUUUGUUGUAUUCGAUGUGUGAUACGUCGAAUGCGAAGGUUGUUGUGGGAGAGUUGGUUAGGUAUUUGCAUGUGGCGGAUUAUAAUCUGAGAGAGGAUAUGGUGUUGAAGAUUGCCAUCUUGACCGAGAGGUUUGCUUCGGAGUAUGAAUGGUACGUCGACACCAUUCUGCAGCUCAUAUCCGCUGCUGGCGACCACGUCGGCGCCGAAGUUUGGUACCGUGUCGUCCAGCUCGUCGUAAACAACGAGGGAGUCCAAGACUACGCCGUACGGGCCGUCUACAAGCAUCUCCAAGCUACGGCAUGUCACGAGAAUAUGAUUCGCGUCGGAGGAUACAUUCUGGGAGAAUUUGGACAUUUGAUCGCGAAUGAUCCUGGGUGUAGUCCGGUGGAGCAGUUCCAAGCGUUGCACUCUAAAGUCAACUUGUGUACCGCGCCCACACGAGCUCUUCUUUUGACGACCUACGUCAAGUGGGUCAACCUUUUCCCGGAGAUCAAGGAACAUCUCAUCAACGUUUUUGAACGCUACACCCACGUUCUCGACGCCGAGCUCCAACAACGAGCCUGCGAAUACCUCGCCCUCGCCCGCCGAUCCGAAGACGACGACCUCCUCGCCACCAUCUGCGACGAAAUGCCCGUCUUUCCCGAACGCGAGUCUGCCCUCGUCAGCCGGCUCCACAGCCGCGGCGAAAAGGCGCAGGACAAGCGGACGUGGGUCAUCGGCGGGAGGGAAGAGAACAGUCAGAGAGAGUUGCAGAGGUUCAAGACGUUCAGGAAGGGCACUGGGGAUUCGGGGGGAGUGUUGGCGAAUGGGUCGCCGGUGGCGGCUGCUGCUGUUCCGGCGCCGGUGCAGGCGGCGACGCCUGAACCUCGUCAGCCGCCACCUCGAUCGUCUAGCGUUCAGACAGACACGCUCAUGGGCCCAUCAUCAGGCCCGACAGAGGACAUCAUGUCUUCCCUUGCCGACCUCGACCUGACGGGGAAUAACGUACAAGAUCAGCCGCUGUUGCCGGACGCGACGGGGUAUGCGUCGGAUUUGGCGACGUUGUCGAUAAAUCCGACGGGUAUGCCGCUGCAGCCUGAUGUGACUGGGGUCAAUGGGGGAAAGAUGGUGCAUAAUGCUACGCUUGGUGGGGUGAACCCGGCUUUGCUUGCGCCUUUGACGGUUGCUGAUGGCUUGGAGAAGUGGUUGGAGAGGCAGACUUACGCCAAUGAGGGUAUUCUCUUUGAAGACUCGACGCUUCAGAUCGGUGUCAAAGCCGAAUAUCACGGCCACCUCGGUCGUCUCGCCCUCUUCUUUGGAAACAAGGCCGGGUCCCCACUCACCUCAUUCCACGCCCUCAUCGACAACCCUUCCCCCUCUGCCCUCAACAUCCAUUUCCACGACACCCCCGUUGCCGAAGUCAAGGCCAAGGCGCAGAUCCAAGAGAUGAUACAUGUAGAGUGCAAGGACGUGUUUGCGAGGGAAGGAGGGACACCGUUGUUGAGAUUGAGCUACUUUGUAGGAGAGGAUAGGAAGAUUUUGGUAUUGAGGCUGCCGGUGUUUUUGAGCAAGUUUGUGGAAGGUGUGCAGCUUGAAUCAGCGCCGUUCUUUGAAAGAUGGAAGAUCAUUGGAGGCCCUCCUCGAGAAGCUCAGAAGAUCUUCCCUAUCAAAGUGUCAUCAACAGGUGCCGUCGACGCCGCCAGAAACGCCCGUAUUAUCAGCGGAAAUAGGCUGUCCGUCUUGGCCGAUAUUGAUCCCAAGCCCGAUAAUAUCGUUUUCGCCGGUGUUUUGCAUACUUCUGGGGCUGGUAAAGUCGGCAUUCUGGGUCGAGUUGAACCCAACAAGGACGCCAAGCUCUGUCGAUUGACAGUCCGCAGUACCAACGAGCUCGUUUCUGCCGAGAUACUGGCAUUAACGUCAAAGCCUCUGGACGUCGACGUAGCUGCGUCGCUCUAA